AUGGCCGAGAAGCAGCGGAAGAUGUGUCUCGAAGAGAUAGCUCUCCUGCAAAAAGUUCGACACGAGUGCGUGGCACAGCUGGUGGAUGUGGUUUGGACCUCCCAGGACAUGCUGAGCUACUGGAUCGUUCUGAAAUUCUAUCCUGGAGGCGACGUCCAGAAAGAAAUUGACGAUUGCCGCGAGAAUGAGUUGGAACUGCCACUGGGGAAAGCAAAGAAUUGGGUGACCCAGCUGUGCAUGGCCUUGAAGCACGUGCACAGCCUGCGCAUCGUUCACAGAGAUGUCAAAGGCAGCAACAUGUUCAUUACAGGAGCUCGAAACAUCGUGCUCGGGGAUUUCGGAGUGAGCAAGCAGCUCACUGAGUCGCAGCAGAAAGCCAUGACAUCUGUCGGUAGCCCCAUGUACAUGGCACCGGAAUGGUGGGAUGGCCGUGGUGGUACCGCUGCAUCUGACAUGUGGAGCGUUGGCGUGGUUCUGUAUGAGCUGCUAGCGCUGAAACGGCCUUUCGAAGCUCAGAAUGUUCUCUCUUUGGUGCACAAGAUCACCACGGAGGAGCCGCCCGCCUUGGACGACGAUGCAGACCAGCAGCUUGCAACUCUAGCGAUGCGGCUGCUUCAAAAGCGGCCGGAGAGUCGACCCAGCGCCUCGGCAGCCCUCGGAUUACCCGGGCUGGACGACGUGGAGAAGAUCCUGGGGAUCUAUCGGGGGGCCUUGGAGAAGAAAUCUGACAAGCAGCAGCGCAAGAAGGCCCGCGAAGAAGAUGCCGCCUCCGGGAAAAAGCCCAGACGUCCGAGUCGAUCGAGCAGCAGUGAGCUCGACAGCAGCGGGAGUGGCAGCAUGGCAGGACUUCGUGGCAUCAACUUGGCAGACAUCGCACGGAGGCAAACUGGCACUUCGGUUCCUGCGGUGGCUGAAGGCCCGGUGGAAACCGACGAUGAGGAAGAAGAGGACGAAGAUGCUUCGCUUGGCAGCGAGUCUUCAGAGCAAGGACUUUCAGCAAGUGACGAAGAGGUUGCCCAGGAGCCCGUGGUGAACGAAAGCAGUGAUUCGUUGGACUCGUGGCGAGGUGGUGUACAUGUGGCAGAGCCCGGAGACCUGCAGCACCCAGAGCAAACAGCGUGGCCUGCAGCUGCAGGCGAGGGAGUCGGUGAACAAAAUUCGCCUCAUGGACCAGGAGCAGCCCUUGCAACCGAGCUCGCCACUCAGACGUAUGGCACAUGGCCAUGCCGUUGA
Symbiodinium sp. CCMP2456 is the source of this 1233-nucleotide messenger RNA. Lineage: Eukaryota; Dinophyceae; Suessiales; Symbiodiniaceae. The record is from the annotation of a GenBank genome assembly.